Messenger RNA from Arabidopsis arenosa, 1660 nucleotides. NCBI's taxonomy places the organism in Eukaryota, Viridiplantae, Streptophyta, Magnoliopsida, Brassicales, Brassicaceae. The record is from the annotation of a GenBank genome assembly.
AAAAUCCAAACUUUCAAUGGCGGAUUUGCUAAGAAAAGUGAAAUCGAUAAAGAAGAAGCAGGAACAGAGCAAUCAACAAGCUCUGAUCCUUGGCAAAUACGAAAUGGGUAGGCUUCUUGGUCAUGGAACCUUCGCUAAAGUUUAUCUCGCAAGAAACGCUCAAUCUGGAGAAAGCGUAGCGAUCAAGGUAAUAGACAAAGAGAAAGUUCUCAAAUCCGGUUUGAUCGCACAUAUCAAACGCGAGAUCUCGAUCUUGCGUCGUGUUCGUCAUCCAAACAUCGUUCAGCUAUUCGAAGUCAUGGCGACGAAAUCGAAGAUCUAUUUCGUAAUGGAAUAUGUUAAAGGAGGUGAAUUGUUCAACAAGGUAGCUAAAGGAAGGUUAAAAGAAGAAAUGGCACGUAAAUAUUUUCAACAAUUGAUCUCCGCCGUAUCGUUUUGUCAUUUUCGUGGUGUUUAUCAUCGAGAUUUGAAACCGGAGAAUCUUCUUUUAGACGAAAACGGAAACCUAAAAGUCUCUGAUUUUGGUCUUAGUGCUGUUUCUGAUCAGAUUCGACAAGAUGGGUUAUUUCAUACUUUUUGUGGGACCCCUGCUUACGUGGCACCGGAGGUUCUUGCUCGGAAAGGUUACGACGGAGCUAAAGUCGAUAUUUGGUCUUGUGGAGUGAUCUUGUUCGUGUUAAUGGCGGGGUUUCUUCCUUUUCAUGAUCGGAAUGUUAUGGCUAUGUAUAAGAAGAUAUAUAGAGGAGAUUUUAGGUGUCCGAGAUGGUUUCCGGUUGAGAUUAACCGGUUAUUGAUCCGGAUGUUGGAGACUAAACCGGAAAGACGGUUUACAAUGCCGGAGAUUAUGGAGACUAGUUGGUUCAAGAAAGGUUUUAAGCAUAUUAAGUUUUAUGUUGAAGAUGAUCAUCAGCUUUGUAAUGUUGCUGAUGAUGAUGAGAUCGAAUCGAUUGAAUCGGUUUCGGGGAGGUCUUCUACCGUUUCUGAACCGGAGGACUUAGAGUCUUUUGAUGGGAGGAGAAGGGCGUUUUCGAUGCCUAGACCCGCGAGUUUGAAUGCUUUCGAUCUCAUUUCGUUUUCGCCUGGUUUUGAUCUUUCGGGUUUGUUUGAGGAUGAUCGUGAAGGCUCUAGGUUUGUGUCUGGUGCUCCUGUUGCUCAGAUCAUAUCUAAAUUGGAGGAAAUCGCGAAAAUCGUGAGUUUUACGGUGCGAAAGAAGGAUUGUAAAGUGAGUCUUGAAGGUUCAAGAGAAGGAAGUAAGAAAGGUCCAUUGUCAAUUGCUGCUGAGAUAUUUGAACUGACUCCAGCUUUGGUUGUUGUUGAAGUUAAGAAGAAAGGAGGUGAUAAAAUGGAGUAUGAUGAGUUUUGUAAUAAAGAAUUGAAACCGAAAUUGCAGAAUUUGUCUUCGGAAAAUGGCGAAUCGGUUUCUAGUUCGCGUUCUUUGCCUGAUUAUUUACUUUCUGAUACUGAUUAGGAAGAUGAAAAAUGAAUUUUUGUUUUUGUUUUAGAUUUGUGAAGUAUAUGUGUGUUUAACGAAUUGUAAUGUUCUUGUUCUUUGAAUGGUGUGUGAGAGACAUUAGAAUUUAGACCUAAAGAGAGUGGUGAGAUAUGAAUCAUUGAUGUGUAUAGGUGGAAAACACAGAUUGAAUAAACAAGUUUGUUAUUU